This is a messenger RNA of Sorghum bicolor (sorghum), 1651 nucleotides long. RefSeq lists its product as uncharacterized. The transcript is spliced from 2 exons. The record is from RefSeq and is a predicted model, not a curated record. Bases 1 to 1545 code for a protein of 514 amino acids. Lineage: Eukaryota; Viridiplantae; Streptophyta; Magnoliopsida; Poales; Poaceae.
AUGAGAGCUCUAAGCAGCGUCGGCGUCGGGCUGGCCGUGGUGUCGUCGCUGCUCCUGCUAGCGCUCACCGCGGAGCUCUACUACAUCUUCGUGCACAAGCGCCGGCAGCGGCGGCGCGCGGCUGCCAUCUCCGACGCGGCGUCGUCCCCGUCCUCGUCCUCCCGCGAGCUGCUCCAGCUCUUCUGCUUCAAGAAGCCGCCGGCGGCGGCGCUCGCGUCCACCUACGCCGUCCCCGAGCCAGCCGCCGCCGUGGCCGUGGCCGUCGGCGUCAGCGGCGACGGCGGCGGUGCCGACGACGACGAAGACGAGACGGUGGAGGCGCAGCUGAUGCGGCUCGGCAGCCUCGUCGGGCCCACGCGGCUGCUGUUCACCAUCAAGGAGGAGACCCGCGAGGACCUCGAGUCCGAGGACGGAGGGCGGCGCAGCCGGAACCGUAGCCGCAGCCGUAGCCUCGGCAAGCUGCUGCAUUGCGCUGAGACGCCACCGUUCCUCACGCCCAGAACCUCGUUGUCGCCGCUGCACACGGCCGCGAUGGACAACUCCUACAACCCGCUCUUCGAGUCCCCGGCGGCCAGCCCGGGUCCGGGCACUGCGCCGGCGGUGUCGCCACCGCCCAAGUUCGAGUUCCUCCGGGAUGCCGAGGAGAAGGUCUACCGUCGCGCGCUCGCCGAGGAGGAGGCCAUGAGGGCGCGGAGGUCGCCAAGGUCGUCGGCGGCCACUGCCGAGGAGGAUGGCGGGUACAUCACCAUCGUGGUGGCCAAGAACAACCGGGAGGGAACUUUCACUUUGUGCGCGGGAGAGGAAAGCCGCGCCGAAAAUAUCACGAUGACAAAUGACCCCUCCAAUGGUUUGCUAAUCAACUUGCCAAAAAAUGGCAACUUGCCAUUCUGCAGCCAUCGACGCGCAAAUUUGCGCGGCUCGUUCCGCUUGCCAUCGCGAGAUCCGGACGCCGUGGCCUCCUCUCCCGCGCGAGUGAAUUUUCAUCGUCGGUUCCCGCUGUCGUUCCAGGGGAAGUUCUUGCCCGGUAAUAACAACAAGCAGGGAGGCAACGAGAAGAAACCGUCGGCGGCGUCCUCAAAGAAGCGGGGGAUGGACGCAGCAGACGACGUCGUCUACGGCGUGUCCAGGGCGUCGUCGGCGCUGCUGAGCUCCGCGUCGUCGCUGGACUCGAACACAUCAUCGGCGUCGUCGUCGUCGUCGGCGUCGUCUCGCUCAUCCACGGCCUCGUCCUCGCCGUCGGUCUCGGGGGUGCUUUACCCGCCGGCGGUCAAGCGGCAGGCGAGUAAUAAUAAGAGGCCCGCGUCGUCGUCCCCGGCGGCGGGCGCGGCUGCCGUGGUGCUGUGCCUCCUCAUGGUGGUGUUCUGCGGCCGCGUCGGGGCCACGCUGCUCACGUCCACGGCGCUCUACCUCUUCCCGCGGCGGUGGCGGCCCGCGACGACGACGCGUAAGGAGAAGAAGGGCGCCGUCGACUCGCGUCGUCGUCAAGCGUCGCCGAGGAAGAGGAGACGGCGGAGAGGAAGGUGGUUAUGGAGGGGUCCUCGGUGAGGAACCGCAACAAGUGAAGCGAUGAUACCCGUCGUUUCGUCCCCACCCCCUGCUAAUCCUUUUUUUCUUUUUGAGGAAUCACUGAUUCUUUUUGUUUGGAUGAGAA